Messenger RNA from Dendronephthya gigantea, 1511 nucleotides. RefSeq lists its product as uncharacterized. The transcript is spliced from 3 exons. Lineage: Eukaryota; Metazoa; Cnidaria; Anthozoa; Malacalcyonacea; Nephtheidae. The record is from RefSeq and is a predicted model, not a curated record. Bases 243 to 1511 code for a protein of 422 amino acids.
CAUACCGCCCAGACUAUGUUUCUGUUAUGGUACUCUAUAUCACAGUGCCUAUAUGAUAUAACAGUAUACCACCAACACAUGUUGUUCUUCCAAUUCUUUUUAAAUGUUGAAUAAUUAAAACUGUUUUUAUAAUUAUCGUCUCCGAAGUGUAACAUUCAGGAAUAAACAAAGAAUCUGGAUUCAUUUUCACUGUGUGUGUUAACUAUGUUGCAAAUUAAAUGAUGUUUUUGCUCUGCUAUUGAAUGGAAGGGAUUUUCAAUUUAAAGAUCAAUUUAAUGGAUCCAACAAAAAGCAAAGCUAAUUAUUCCCGGGUUUGUCAACUGUUGGUAGAUAAAGGAGGAGAUGCUUUGAGAGCUGCUUUACAUUCAGUGCAUCCACCUUCCACCUUGGCCUCCGCAUUGAAUGCCAACAGAGCGACCCUGCAGAGAAUACGAUACAAUAUAAUUAAAGCCCCGCAAUGGGAUCUACUCUUCCCAAUAUCUGGUGCACCAGAUUCAAACAACUUCGAUAUCACCUUACUGACUGUCCUACUUCGAAAUAUUUGUGGAUUGUCUCCACCAGCGACUGGAUGGAAUGUUAUGCCUCCAGUUAGCGAUACAUCUAUAUCAGCAAACAUUUUGAGAGUCACAAUGUUCAGAAAUAAAGUCUAUGGUCAUAUUCCAACUGCAAGUUUGGACGACACAACGUUUGAAAAAUUGUGGCGAGAAAUUUCGGUACCGUUGGUAAACUUGGGAAUUUCUCAAAAUGCCAUUGAUCAGUUGAAAGUGGCUCCUCUCAGCCCUGAAGAAGAAAGUUAUAUUCACAGAUUGAAAGAAUGGAAAUUACAAGACGAUGACUUGAAAUCAGAUUUAAGUGAUGUUAAAAGUGAAGUAGUCAAGCUAAAAAAAUCAGUAGAUGAGAAUGUUCAUCACUCAUCUGUCGAGAAACUCGCUAAAUUUGACUUUACUGGAAAAAUUGACGAACUUUGUAAAACAUUUCAUGAUGGAACUAGAAGAUGGUUGUUUGAUAAACUCUCAAGUUGGUUUGUGAGUAAAGAAACCCGGGUUAUGAUCCUAACUGCAGGUCCAGGCGCUGGAAAAAGUGUUUUGUCUGGAAAGAUCUUUGAGCUGUAUAGAGAACGUGGCCAACUCGCAGCUCACCAUUUCUGCGACUUUCGAAAUUCUGAUUACAGCAAUCCUCACAGAAUCCUCCAGUCCCUUGCCAGCCAAAUGUGUGAUAAUGUUGAUGGAUUCCGUGAUAAACUAACCGAAAUCCUUCGUCGUGAACAUUCUCGGGACUCGCUGUCAGAUGCAUUUCGUGUUCUUUUAAACGAUCCACUACACUCUCUUCGCAGAAAUGAUCCAAUGUUGAUCAUUGUUGAUGCCUUGGACGAGAGCAAAACUGAUAUGAAGAGCGAAUUUUUGGAGUUGAUAUCCGAGAAAUUUUGUGAACUGCCUGAUUGGAUUAAGAUAUUCAUUUCGAGCAGACCGGAGCUACAAGUACGGAAGGUUCUUCAAAUUUACAGCCGUUAG